AUGUUGUUCUCUUCCUCGAGUUCCUUCUUUCUUUGGCUUCUUCUCAUCUUAUCUGUAACAUUUUCUCUUGUUUUAGGGGAUAAAGCAUUUACAGGAACAUAUGGAGUAAACUACGGUAGGAUAGCAGACAAUUUACCUUCACCAGAGAGUGUGGUUACGCUGCUCAAAGCUGCGAAGAUUAGAAACACUAGAAUAUAUGAUGCUGAUCAUCAAGUCCUCAGUGCCUUCAAAGGGUCUGGAAUUGGAAUUGUGGUAGGACUUGGCAAUGAAUUUCUGAAAGACAUAAGUGUUGCAGAGGAUCGUGCCAUGGAUUGGAUCAAAGAAAAUGUUGAGCCAUUUCUUCCAGGGACUAAAAUUAGUGGAAUUGCUGUGGGGAAUGAAAUCUUGGGAGGCACAGAUGUAGGACUUUGGGAAGCUUUGCUUCCUGCAGCAAAAAAUGUUUACAGUGCCCUUGAUAAGCUUGGUUUAACACGUGAUAUUCAGGUUUCAAGUCCACAUUCAGAGGCUGUGUUUGCUAAUUCAUAUCCUCCAUCUGCAUGCACUUUUAGGGAUGAUGUCCUCCCAUACAUGAAGCCUCUCUUGCAAUUCUUCUCACAGAUUGGCACUCCUUUCUUCAUCAAUGCAUACCCUUUCCUGGCCUAUAAGAAUGAUCCUCAGCAUAUUGACAUUAACUAUGCUCUCUUCAAAAAAAAUCCCGGGAUUUAUGAUGCCAAGACUAAACUACACUAUGAUAACAUGUUUAUGGCUCAAAUUGAUGCAGCUUAUACUGCCUUGGAGAAGGUUGGGUAUGACAAGAUGCAGGUGAUUGUUUCUGAGACUGGUUGGGCUUCUCGUGGGGACGAUGAUGAAGCCGGAGCAAACCUGAAAAAUGCAAGGACUUACAAUAAAAAUUUGCGCAAGCUGCUACUCAAGAAAAAGGGUUCCCCUUAUAGGCCAAAGAUGGAGGUGAAGGCUUAUAUCUUUGCUUUGUUUAAUGAGAACUUGAAGCCUGGGCCUACAUCCGAGAGAAACUUUGGAUUGUUCAAGCCAGAUGGAAGCAUUGCAUAUGAUAUAGGCUUUACUGGACUUGUUUCCUCAGCAACCUCAUCAUUUCUUUCCUUCAAGGGGAUAUGGUCUUCAUACGUAAUGGUUUCUUCAACUUGUGCUACUCUUCUUCUUCUUGUUGUUGCAUUCUAAUCGGUCAUGAGAUCGAAGGCACGAGUGGAUUCAAUGAUUCUUUGGAUCGUGU
Molecule: messenger RNA, 1228 nt
Organism: Gastrolobium bilobum
Lineage: Eukaryota; Viridiplantae; Streptophyta; Magnoliopsida; Fabales; Fabaceae
Product: glucan endo-1,3-beta-glucosidase 14
Exons: 3
Coding region: 1-1176 (391 amino acids)
Biological process (GO): carbohydrate metabolic process
Cellular component (GO): plasma membrane
Molecular function (GO): hydrolase activity, hydrolyzing O-glycosyl compounds
Source: RefSeq, a predicted model, not a curated record